This is a messenger RNA of Panicum hallii, 917 nucleotides long. Its product is annotated as protein CURVATURE THYLAKOID 1A, chloroplastic-like. The transcript has 5 exons. The coding region runs from base 135 to 629 and encodes 164 amino acids. Gene Ontology annotation, cellular component: chloroplast thylakoid membrane; thylakoid. NCBI's taxonomy places the organism in Eukaryota, Viridiplantae, Streptophyta, Magnoliopsida, Poales, Poaceae. The record is from RefSeq and is a predicted model, not a curated record.
CGCGCAGGAAAAAGUCGGAAGCUUCACUGUGCCAAUUGACCUCGGGAGGAGACCGUCGCAAAGCAAGGGAGACGCGGAGCAGAGAGGCCGCCUGCGUAGCGCCAGGGCGUGCGAUAAGGCACUGACGGGACGACAUGGCCACCACGGCGUACUCCACGGCGCUUCUCGGCGGGGCGCGCCUCGCCGCCGUCGGCGGCGGCGCCGCCGCGGUGCCGCCCUCCAUCCUCCUCCUGCGGCGGCGUAACGGUAACCUGACGCCUCUCCGGCUCCAAGAUGCGCCGAGGCAGUCGCCGCUCCGGGUGAGGGCCUCCUCCGACGACACCUCGGCCGCCAGCGGCGACGAGCUCAUUGCCGACUUGAAAGCCAAGUGGGACGCCGUCGAGAACAAGACCAUCGUCAUCACGUACGCCGGCGGCGCCAUCGUCGCUCUUUGGCUGACCUCCGUCAUCGUCGGCGCCAUUAACUCCGUGCCUCUGCUUCCCAAGAUCAUGGAGCUCGUCGGACUUGGCUACACCGGAUGGUUCGUCUACCGCUACCUUCUCUUCAAGGCAGGAAAGAGUUGGCUGACGACAUCGAGUCACUCAAGAAAAGGAUUGCUGGGACAGAGUAGUAAAAUGUUGCUCCCGUGAAUUUUUUAGGAUGAUUCUUGCGAGAGCCCAUUACCUUCUCUCUAGAGUAUUAUUGCCGUACGUUGCCUUUGCAUUUUGCAUACCUGAGCAGGCACCAGAGACCGUGUCCCAAGAAGCUUAGUUUUAAUGGAACAGAGACAAUGUACAAACUUUAUGAUGUCAGGGUACCACCUUUAUCGCCUCAUUUUGCAACCAAUAUCUACUGUUUAGACUGCAUGCAAUCAAAUGGGUGUGUUUAUGUGUAACUUUUAUUUCAGUGAUAGCCCAUUGGACUUGUUUUGACCAAAA